UGGGAUUUGUAGCUGCUUGACCAGAUACAUGAACAUCAGACUGGAGAAAUCGUGCAUGUAUAAUGGUGCCCUGAGGUUAAACUGCAGAGCGGCUGCUCGUGGCUCCAAGCGAUUUAUACCGAAGAUUCACGAACACCGCCGACCUCAAAUGGUCCACAAACCCGAGAUCAACCGAAAGUCUCCAGUUGCUCCCGAUCCGGCCCCAUUGAAGUCUGUUGUUGUCGGUCUGGGGGCGAUGGGGUGGACGAGAUUCAAGAAAUAAAGGAAAAAAAAGUCGAUUUCCAGGAAGCAUCCCUCCUGAGCCCCUCCCAAUCCAGUGAUUUUCGGAUUCGAGGCUUGACAAAGAGACAGACGAUUCAAGAUGAAAGUAAUCAGCGCUGCUGUGAUUAGCGCCCUGUUCUGCACUGUUGUGUCAGCAACUUUGAAAGUUAAAGAGGAACACAGGACAGCCUUCUUUGGGGAGGACAUUCACAUCGAUGUCUCGCCUGGGAACGUUAGUGAGGUUGUGUUCAAACCCAGGUACAAUCGCUCCGCUGAGGUAGUUCUACUGCAAGCAGGCCGGGUGAUGACUCCACAGGGCCAUAUCAACUCUCUGGGCCACCUGGUGCUGGAGGACGUGCAGGAGGAGAACGAGGGGUUGUACAUUAUGAGGAACCCCACUACACCCAACUUAGCCAAGCACCUCAUCCUCAUUGUCAGGGACUGUGCUUUGGAGCAAGUGGUGAAAUAUGGAGAAACUUACUACAUCCAUCUCAACCAAGUCAAAGGACCCAUCACCCUGGAGUUCAGGCCCAGUCUGGCUCAUCCCAAUCAGACUGAGAUGCAGCAUGCAACAGAGUCUCCAUCUGUGAUGCUGUAUAAUCAGACAGCGGUGUCAGCAGAAGAAUAUGUGGGGCGACUCAGUGUGUCGGAGAAACGGGUGAUGCUGCACUCGGUGAGGAUGACGGACGAGGGGAGCUUCACAGUGCUGGACCGUGACGGCAAAGUGAGGAGGAGGAACUGUCUGAAUGUCAGAGAGCACCAGAACUUCAUGCACCUUUCGUAUGGAGCAAACCUGAAGAUGAAACUCUAUGUGCACCAUUCCAAUGUUAACAUUGUCUACAGGCGCAAAUCAGACAAUCAGGACCAGGUCAUCCUGGAUCAGGGGGUUCUGGUGACACCGCUGGACCCUCAGCUAGAGGGCAGGCUGAGUGUGCAGGGAUCAGAGCUCAUCAUGAAGAAGGUCCAUGUGGCUGACACGGGUGUCUUCAAAGUGACAGACCUGUCUGGGUAUCCUGUGGCUCAUGUCUACAUAGAGGCAGACGCCUAUAAGCUGCCUCCCCUGACUGUAGCCAUCCUCUCCCUGCUGUGUCUGAUCGCUCUCAUGCUGCUGGUGUGCUUGCUGUCCUGUCUCUAUAAAAUUCAUAAGAGGAAGGAGAAAAACAAGAAGCUGAUGCUCAUUGCUCAGCAGGCUGGCAAAGGAGACGGCGAGGCUUUUAGACAGGUGGUCCAUGAGGCUUACACCCGGUUCGCUGAGGAUUCUCUGAUGCAGUCUGUGUGUGAUAAGACCUCGGAGAGCACUGAGGUCACAAUUAAGGGCCUUGAGGUGUCCAAACCGGGCCGCUACCAGGCUCUCACCUCAGACAAUUUUUUGGAGAUGAGCGACUCUGGGGUGGAGUUCACCAUGUCUGGCCUCCCACUGGACAGUGACACUGAUGCUGCGAUGAACUAUGCCUCCCAUAAGCCGCUUCUGAAUGCCAUCUCCCCUACAGCCGUGACAGGAGGAGUUCACUCUGACAGCCUGACCACAGUGUCCCCCCACGGUGACCUUAGCGCAAGCCGGACCCCUGACUCCGCCAUGAGUGCCAGCCCUGCUUCCAAUCCUCGCUCUCUUGCUGCUGCCACCCCCGAUGGCAGCCUGCGUGGUGCUGCUUCGCCGGGAACAGCCUCCAGGGCUACUGCUGGAUCGGAUUCAACCAAGACAGAGGGAGGGGCGGAGAACGGAGAAGGUGGGCAGAAGGAGGAAUCAGCUCAGAGCACCUGAGAAGAUGCACCAGGGUGUAUUUUUUUUAGCUCAUGAUCCUUAUACAGUAACGACAUCCAUAACCAUCUGGCUGCAUUUCUGGGAACCUUAUCAUAUUCAAACAACACCAAGUUCUUGAUCAUUGCAUUUGAAACAACAUCACAGACAAAAUAUUCAUGCUUGGAUCCAGAUUUCAGUUUAGCCUAGAAGAAAAUAAUAAAAAGGCAGUUGCACAAUGUGCCCUAUACAAAAUUGAUGCACCAAAUGAGAUGCAAAAAAGAGCAAACCCAAGCUCUAUCAAAAGAAGAACAAAGCAAUUCUGUGCGUAUGGAAAAAGCAUGCAUUUAAAUUAAACAUUAAAGUAGAUAUCAUAGUUCACAUUUACAGGAAAAUGCUGACAUUAGAGUAGAUUGACUGCAUGAAAGCUUCAAUGGGCUAAAGAAGCACAGGCUCCAAAAGAAGUUAUGAUGAUGUGAAAAGGGUAAAACACACUCAGCACUUUUAGGAAAAACCCUAAAUAGGAUCAAAUGAUUUUAGGUCUUGUUAAAAGUUUGUAAAAAAAAAAAAAUAAGAAAGAAAAAAGAAAGAAAAUACAGGACUUUGACAGUUUGACAGGUAGAGUCAGUAGACUCCAAGGAAUCAGAUAUUAUUUUCUGAGACCAAGGCCAACAACAGCAAAGAGCUUCUACUGUAUUGAGUUGAAUCUCAAUGUAUUGCCUCUGACAGCACUUUUGUUUGCUCUCAUGGCAUCAGACAAACACUGCAAUGAUUGCAUUUCAUUCCACCCACACUGACUCCAUUAUUAACAGUACAAGUAUGUCAGAAAGUGUAUCAGCCUUGCAGAAAGAACUGCUUGUCUCAGCACUCAUUCACCCCUAUCCAUGAGCAAAAACCUCCUCAACUUAUUCUAUCAAAAAAACCUGCAAACUGAAACAAGCUCAGUAGACUGAAUACCAUCACUCCUAUGCAAGCGCUGCUUGGUAGUUUUGCUUUCUCUCACAUCUUGGUUGUCAAGAUCUGCCACAUUUGAAGGCAUCAUCUAAAGAAUCCCGUUGAAAUCGUCCACCUCAUCUCACUCACGCUAAAGAUGAAAGCCAGAGAAAACACCCACAAGAACAACAACUAACUGUAGAAACCAUCCUCAUCUAUUUUUAUUUUCCCCCCAGUGGAGUUGUCACAAGCCCUGUCAGAGCAAAAUAAAAUUCUGAGAAUACUUCUGGGACUUUUGGAACAGCUCCCGAGAAAGUAAUUGGAUUCUUGGUCUCUGCGCAGAAGGACCGAUCCACGGACGCCAUAGAGUGAGGAGUGGUGAUAAAAGAGACGACAGAGAUGGAACAGGGUACUAUUCAGGGAACAGAUAAAUGACUUGCAUGAUUUAAAGCCUCCUAUUUUCAUCUCAGCCCCCAUCCAUCGGAGGAGCGCUGAUUAUUGUAGCCCAGUUGUUUGCCAAAAUGAAGUGACUGGAAAGACGCAGUUGGAUCAGUCUUUGAUAACGAUGCAGCCUACAGCCCCAGCAGAAUGAGACAGAGAUUAUGAGAGGUGUGUGUGGAAGGGGGUUCGUACAAAGCAACCAUCAAUAUUAGACAUUCUGUGCGCUGCAUGGAGACAUGAUUCCUUUCAGUGCAUGAAAAAUAGGAAAUGAAAAAGAACACAUUCUCAUAAAAAAUCCUGAAUUAAUGAUUAAAGUAAUAUCAAUAACUAAAAAAAGUGCUGAUGGUGCUACAUGGAUCCAAACCCACCUACAAUCCAGUGACAUUGAUGCUAUUAUUGACAGUACCAGAAAUAAUAUUACAACAUCCGCUUAACCAUUGAAGUAGGGAAGGUCAAAUGUUUACAACCCCUCCAGUUUUUGUAUUCAGCUACUCUGUGAUCUUUAAUUGAACCAAGGGCAUUCAAAUCCUAAUAACUGAUGGUUCAUACUGUAGAUUUGGUUAAUUUAAAAUGUUCUAAAUUAUAUUUUUUUAAAAGACCCCUAAUACAAUUUUGUUUUUUGAGGAUCUCCUCACAAGGAGACCUGGGCAAAUCAGAAACAAGGGGCUCAUUUAAUAACACACUUAACAACAAUAAACACACUUUAUGGGAGAAUAAUAAAAAGAAAGAAAAGAUACAAGUGAUGGACCACAGAAAUAUAGAUUAGAGAAAGUAGAAACAGUGAUGGGACACAAGUUCAAACAAAUUUAAAGAAAAGCACGGACAGAGUCAAUUAGAUUAAACUCUCACAGCUAUAACAAUUGCUUUUGAGUAAUUAACACUUUCUUUGCAGUGGAAGAAGCCUGUGGGCUAAUUCAGGUCACAGGAAACUGAUUUACACCAAAGACAUUUCACAGAAUGAGAGCAAGACAUCUCACACUGCUGAGGAAACUUUGUCAAAGCGCCAAAGCCCCCCCCCCCACACACACACAUGGCCAAGCAGUCUAUGAUACUUGCAUAGGGCUCCUGUAUAGUAAGAGUUCAGCCCUUUUACACCUUUGGAGAAUCAGAGCAGUAUUCAUAGCAACAUCAUUCAUGCGCUUAACCUACUAAACUACACCAAACCACAGCGAUCUUCAUCAUAACAAGGCUCUACUGUCCCAAGGAUCCCAUUUAAUAUCACUAUUAUUGUUGCCAUUGACAGCUUAGCAGUAUAUGGCUACCUCAUGCUGCAAUUGAAUUGAUGUCAGCCUGGAAAGUCUGCAAGAUUUACGAUCUUUACCUCUAAGGGUUGCUAAAAGCAGUCAGACAGACACACAAGUUUGGUGUAUGGACAAGAAAAGCACAAGAUUUAACACACAUAAUCCUUUUGAAACAAGGAAGAGGUUCACAUUGUAAUUAAAAGGGGUGAAAAAUAAGUAGCAGCUAUUGUAAAUACAUUACGUGGAUCUGCAAAAAAUGAGAAGGCUAACUAGGUCCCUUUCUUUUUCAGGAAAAUGUAGUUUGAAUUGAGUCUUUAAAUACUGCACAGGAAUCAUGAGUGUGUAAAAUGACUUGCAUACCCUGCUUACAUGUCAUAGAAGUGUUGAUGUUGUACGGCUGUUUUAUUGGGAAGUGCUUUCACUCAUGCAGGGAAUUCUUGACUUUCUCAUAUAUAUUAACACUAAGAGGCCACAUCAACGCUCCUUUGUGUAUGAUAAAAAUAUCAGGUUGACUCAGAUACCCUCUGAUAAUAAGGUUGUGUAUUUAAGACAAAAUAAUGUUCAAUUCAAUUAAAUCUAAAGCAAUAUUAAUGAUAAUGGCACUGAGACAUCGCUAAGAUCCACUAGGAAAGUGGAAUCUGAACUAACACAUCAGUCACUUUUAAUCAUUCUUUUUUCCACUAUUGUAAAUAUAAAGACAUAUGAUAUGCAUGUUAAAAAAUAAUAUAUUUCUUAUUGCAAGGCUUAUGCAAGAUUUUAUACGAUCAAAACGCUGCAUUGAUCCUUUAACCACACAUCCACAGUUGGUAGAAAACUAACACGCCGGGCUGCAGAUGUAUUCAGCUCAGAAGACUCGUCUAACUCAUGUCAUGUUUACAUGUUUGGGUCACAGAAGUGAUGCUGUGUGAAAUCCUUUCAUCAAAAUUUGCUUCAGCUGUGUUGGAGUAGAGUCGCCUCAGGGGUGCACUAUUUGACAGUGUACCCCUCAGGUAGUCUUAUCUAGACUGUUAAUUUUAAUUUUAAAAUCCACUAUUGUGUCCCUGAGCAAGACACUUAACCCCUAGUUGCUCCAGAGGCGUGCGACCUCUUACAUGUAUAGCAAUUGUAAGUCGCUUUGGAUAAAAGCAUCUGCUAAAUGAAUAAAUGUAAAUGCUUCACAAUUAUGUAAAAAAAAAAAAAAUGUAUUUUUUAUUAAAGCAGCAAUCAAAUGAAAAAACUAUUUUAUGUUUUUCAUUUGUUGUUAUAAAGUUGCUGAUGUUGUGGAGAAAAUUGAUGAUUUAAACAUAAUUCUCCAGCAUUUUGGAAAAAUAAUAAUUUAAUGUCUCGCUGACUCCAAAACCACCUACAUUUUGAUCUGAGUUAAAAUAGUGUAUUAAGGACUGGACUUGCUGCAUGUAAUCACUGAGGCGAGCUGAUGGAGGUUAGAAAAUUGCUGUAAUGUUAAGCUAAAUGCUCAUUAACCCACAAUAUCUCAUUUCCUACUUCCACAUGUAUUCAUAACAACAUGCAUGCAUACCAUCCAUCCAUCAAUCCAUCGUCAACUGCUUAUCUUGGGUACAGGGUUGCGGGGGGGCUGGAGCCAAUCCCAGCUGACAUCGGGCGCAAGGCGGGGUUCACCCUGGACAGGUCGCCAGUAUGCAUGCAUACAUACAACAAAAAAUAAGACAGCUUUGAAGUCGAUAGGGCACCUUUGGUAGGUAGACUAGCUUUCACAUAUUGCUGUCCAAUUAGUGAACAGACUGUAGUUACAAGCAGCUGAGUGGGAAAAAUGUUUAUGUCAGCCUCCCAGUUGUAGUCAGAGUCCGAGAUAUUUGGUAUUUCUAAAACGAUACAAUAGCUUGCACUUGGUCCACCAGUGGAAAAUGGCUACAAAGCCACCAUUGCAGGCAGUUAUAAUUAAAUAAAAUCUCUUAUUACCACUAAUGCAAUCAAUUCAGCUAAUAAAAAAGGAGAUAUACACUGUUUAUCUGGUUUUAGUUUAACUUUAGCCACAAGCAACAUAAAGCAACAUAAUAAAUAGGCCCUUUAUCUGGAGUGACUAAAAGGCAGCAUAAAAGCUCCCAAGUUGAAUAACAAGAGGUUUUCUGCUUCUUUUGCUUGAACAUCGCUUGAAUGCAGCAUAACAAAGCAAAUCAGCAUAUUACCCAGAAUGCCUGAGUAUUCCUUUAAUAAUGUAGGGGAAAAUUACCUAAAAUUGGAAAGCAGCACAAAGGUGAAAUGUUUCAUUCUUGACAUAAAUUACAAAGCCUCUGUUGGACGGCGCUUUAGUGUUUUGCAGGGUGAAGGGCCACGAGCCUCCAGCAUGUUCCUGUUGGAAGAAUAGUACUAAAGUUCAGACAAUAACAGUUGAUGAAGGCUUUAUGAAAGGAUUUCACUGUCAUUCAACCUCAUCUGAUGUUUUCUGUUUCAUUACACAUAAGAGCUGGUAUGCACAAAGCCUCUCAGAACAGAAGUGCUGAACCGUGUGUGGAUAGGGAGAGAUUUAAUAAAAAUGUUCUUUCAGUUCUGGUAGAUUUGCUCAUCUGUUAAUCUACUAUUCACAGUAAUUCCCAAGAAUAUAAUGAAAAAUCAUGAAAUGUUGCCUGCAGUGUGACAGUUUGCUAAUACCUUUGAUCAUAAUAGAAACUUGCUUUCACCGAAAAUAUCAGAAUAACUGUCAACUGCGGUUUCUGACACUGAGAUAAAUUAAUUUUAAUUCACUGUAUAGCUAUAUUCAGUUACUGUGAUUAAAUUUAGUCUUAUCUUUGAUUCAUGACAGAUAAUUGGAUAAGUGUCACUCUAAGCCCACUCUAUAAUGUAUAGGAAGAACAUUUUUAUGAAUAAGGAACACACAAUUUCAAAUCAGGUGGAUAUUCUUUUGGACAAACCGGUCCCAGUUCAGUAGCACUCCUAUUGUGCUCUUAUCGGCUUGAAAAAAUCUUUUGUAGUUCCCACACGUCUGUCCCCACCGUGAUACUCCCAGCACCUGAGAAUGUUUUUUGUACAAGAAAAAAACCCCUGAAAUGAUAAUUCUAAAAAUAACUUUCAUAUAAUCAGUGUGUUUGUACUGUAGUUUGACAGAACAAGUGCAUUUGCCGAAAAAAACUCACCUUCUUUGAAUGAAUGAACAUGCUUGAAUCAUCGUCAGAAAUUUUUGUAGUAUCUCAUUUAGCACCAAAAAGACUACUCUCGCUACCUGUGUGCUUUGUAUUUCUCUUUACUCUGAUAUUAUAGCCUAUAUCUGCUGUCCAAGUGUAUACCUAAGAGUUAGUGUAACUGCAGCAUGCUGACCUGUAGAUUGCUUGUGGACAGCAGCCGUGAUGCUAAUAGCUAACAAUGAUAGUAAUAAUAUGAAUUGCAGUUUUCUGUACAGCUAGCCUCCCGAGUCCAUCCUGAUCUUGUUGCUGGGCUCUGGCCCUGGUUCCCCAUGAUCCUCUUGACUCCUAAUAUCACCUUUCACCGCCGGCAGAGUGAUGGUUAAAGGACCUUACAAAUGUUAAUAAAGGUCACUGCCAAUCAUCUAGGGUGUUUUUAUUUCUUGUUGCUGUCAGCACAGGCAGUGUAGCUGAAAACGAGAACCAUUUCUUGGUGGAAAUAAAAGGCUUCACUUACAAAAGAAUCACUGUUAACAUUUUUGCUUUCCAACUUUGUUGCAUUGUUCAUGUUUUUGUCUAAGGCAUCUUUGCUGGGACAUACUAAUCUUUACUUUGCAUCACUUCUGAUAUGACUUGCUUAUGCAAUUCUCCGAUUCUUAGCCGUGAAGCUGAUGUUUAAUUAAAAGUUUAGAAAUAUACAUGGUCUCAUUCUAAGCAGCAUUAAAGUUUGUGCUCCAGAGGUUUUUUUUAAAUAUUACCAUCACAUGUUUAAUGCCAUUCUAUUUGCAUCUACUAGUGAUUUACAAUUCACGUAAUCUCUCUCCGAGUUGUAAAAUGGUUUUGGGAAACCCCAGAGUCAGGAUGGCUCCAAAGGCUAAAUUAGAUUUUAUUGGAUGUUUUAGCGCAUGAAACAGGCAGGAGAAGUAUUGUCACUGUCAAUGUUACUGUUAAAUAUAAAAGGUUGUUUAGUUAACGUUUUAACUAAAAAAACUUUUACAUGAGAAAAUCUUUCCUUUUCACUUGAUGAAAAAGUGUCUGCACAUAAUUUUAUUUUCUGUAAUCAAGUAAUAAUUGUCAUAUUUUUAGCUUUAUAGUUUAAGGCAGGAAUGUCUGUGUGGAGUAAAAGAAAAUCAUGCAGCUGACAGAGGAGUUAAAGUCCUAUUGCUCCUGUCAUAGCUCAUGAGAGGCUAUAUAACACUGUUCAUGUCUUAGGGGGAGGGGAAAUCAAGAUAUGUAUCUGUUUGUUAAAUCUUUAUGAAUUCUGAAUUCUUUGAAAACACAAAUGCAGACUUCCUCCAGGAUGAUCUGGUUUCUCUGCUUCUGUACAUGUGAGUUGGUCAUGUGUCAUUUUCAGCCCAACAUAACCUGUAUUUUUCUACUAUUAUGAAUUUUUGGAUAAAAGGGAGCAUGUUUUCUGCAUUGUGUUUGAGCUUUGAUUGAUUUAGUGGAAUCCAGAUCUAUUCCAGUUUACUGUCAUUGAUGAAAAACGUACAGUAAACAUCAAAACAUGGAUGUGUGUAUUCCCCAGGAUAGUUUCGGUUGAAAGUGAAAAAAGAAAAGCUGCAAUGAGGCAUUAGAGUAUGUUAUUCCUGUACAUCUUAGAUACCAGAAAUUCUGGUCUGGUCACUGGUUUGUCUGCAUGAAAGUCUCUGUCGUUACUUGUUUUCAUUUUCAUUUUGAAAGAAAUCACUUGAAUGCUUCAUAUCUAAGAGUUCAGAUCUCAUUUGAUGUUUUUCCAAAGCUGGGUAAUCAUUAACUUUAACAAUACUUCACUGCACUGCCAUGAACAAGCGACCACACACCCACUUGUUUGCUUGAAGAAUAAAUCAGUGAUUACCGGUGUAAGACCUUUUCCUGCACAGACUUUUGUAAAGCUUCUCUUUUUUCUGUAAUGAAUGAAUAAUUCUAAUUAAAUGACUUUUCAACAGAGCCCGAAUCAAAA
Molecule: messenger RNA, 9630 nt
Organism: Micropterus salmoides (largemouth bass)
Lineage: Eukaryota; Metazoa; Chordata; Actinopteri; Centrarchiformes; Centrarchidae
Exons: 10
Coding region: 362-2023 (553 amino acids)
Source: RefSeq, a predicted model, not a curated record